Messenger RNA from Zophobas morio, 1319 nucleotides. Its product is annotated as PRA1 family protein 3. NCBI's taxonomy places the organism in Eukaryota, Metazoa, Arthropoda, Insecta, Coleoptera, Tenebrionidae. Bases 107 to 649 code for a protein of 180 amino acids. Gene Ontology annotation, cellular component: membrane. The record is from RefSeq and is a predicted model, not a curated record. The transcript has 2 exons.
CAAAUACCAACCCAGAAAUACCAAGGCCGAGGUGUCAAAGUUGAACGUGAUGCAUGUCUGUGACUUCAACUCUAAAUAAAAGUAUUACUCAGUACAAAUAGUGAAAAUGAGCAAGACAUCAGACUUCGAAAUCGCUCCGUUGCGGUCCCUGGACGACUUCCUCCUCGAAUCAGCACGUUUUCAAAUCCCCAACGUAAAUGACUUGGAAAAAUGGGGCAAACGCGUUUCCAGCAACCUACUGUAUUACCAGAGCAACUAUUUCUUAAUGUCGCUCAUAAUCUUUGUCAUAGUCGGUGUCAUCCACCCGACAAAGAUGGCCUGUGGCUUCCUCGUAACAGCAAUCAUAUUCAUGGUAUUUUCUUACAUCACCAACGAACGCUUCGCGGCUGCUCAAUUUAAGAAAAAACACCCCAUUAUAUCGCUAUUGCUCAUCCUGUCCGGGUGCUACUUCGUGGCGUACAUGCUGAAGUCGCUCCUGGUAUUCAUGUUCGGGAUUUUGCUCCCGAUCUCGGCGACGUUCAUCCACGCGUCGCUCAGGCUCAGAAACAUCAAGAACAAAAUUGUCAACCGGGUCGAAAAUUUGGGGCUGAAGAGAACCCCAAUGGGGAUUUUUCUUGAAGAACUGGGGCUGGACCAAGAAGGAUUCUAACUACCGCUGUAAAGGUUCUGAUUUUUUGCAUAAGCUUUUGCGCAAACUGAAAUUAUUCGUGAAUAAAAUUACCAAGAAAACUGAGAAGGCACCAAAGUGAUUAUCUUCGCUCCUUGCCCUAGUCUAUUUUUUUAAUCAUAUAUGCAUGCUUUAUAUUAACCAUAGAUACAUAUAGCAUUGUUAUUCAAAGUUUUGCUAGAAUUGGUGCGAUUUUGUGCUACAGCGUAUAUAUAUAUGCUGCUCCCCGUCCCCAUGUACACCCACAGGUUACCGUGAUAAAACUGAAUUAUUGUUACAUGGUUUGCUUUUUUUGUUCGUGAGCUAUACAAUUUGAAAAUUUUGAUGUCUCCCUCUCACUCUAUGCAUGCGUGCGCACACCCCUGGUCUCUAAAAAAAUCGCAUGAAGAUAAUUCUACCAAAAUUUUAAAUCUCUUCAACGAGAAACUUUAAGUAACAACUGUUCAAACCGCACUUGAAAAUCGUUGCUCUUGAAGUUUCCACAAGCACAGAAGAGUGCAUUAUAAAGUAUAACCUAAAUACGAAGUAUUAAACCUCGACUAUUAUUUUGUAUGUGUUUUAUACAAGUGUAUACUUGUUCAUAUAAUUUUGUGAUAUUUUCCCGUUUUGUGUAAAAUUGUUUUUAUUGCAAAUAAAAUGUAUAUACUUAGUA